Cladocopium goreaui is the source of this 444-nucleotide messenger RNA. The record is from the annotation of a GenBank genome assembly. Lineage: Eukaryota; Dinophyceae; Suessiales; Symbiodiniaceae.
AUGAUCAAGGCCACCAGCAAUCUUCAGACUGUCAUAGGCUUGAACGUUGCUGAGUCUGAGUAUUACGCAUUGGUUCAUGGAGCAAGUCAUGGACUAGGACUUCAAGCUUUCCUCAAAGAUCUUGGUUUGGUGGUUGGCCUAGUGGUGGAGAGUGACAGCUCUUCGGCAAAAGCAUUUGCAUCGCGAGUGGGGCUGGGCAAACAGCGUCAUGUUCAGACCCGCUUUCUAUGGCUUCAACAAGCAGUUCAGAGUGAGCGAGUGGUGAUCAAGAAGAUUGGAACUGCCAACAACCCUUCCGACAUCCUGACGAAAUCUAGUACGGCUGCGGUGAUUGAAAAGCACACCAAAGCCAUGGGACUUUUACUUUUGCAGGAGCGCAGAGCGAAGAUGCGGCCGCGCAUUGGCCAGAUGAAAGAAACCCUGCAGGACUGGAGUUACAAGUAA